UCGUUCACUCACUCGCUCUCUCACUUACUCUCGCAGUCUGUGGGCUUUGUGCACGCGGGUAGACGUGUGUGCAGACAGAGCGGCCAGGUUUGCUACGGUCUGCAGUCCUGUAGAACUGUCGGUUUUUGGCUAGAGAAAAGAAAGGAGAACUCGUGAGGGCUAGAGGGGGAGGAAUCUUGAGGAGAGACACAGGAAGAUUACACACGUACGUACACAUACUGCACACACGUCUGUGGAAGGAGAAUGGAGGACGGUACAGCAAGCGUGGCUCCGAACUGCAACUCAACAGCCGCGCUCAAUAACCAUUGUGCUGGUAAGAAAGCAGGAUCAUCUCUGGAUGACAGUAUCUCGGCAGCGAGUGUGUCGGAUAUGCAGGACAGGCUUUCGUCCCUGGAACUGAGGGUACAGCAGCAGGAGGAUGAACUCACCGUGAUGAAGGCCGCGCUGGCCGACGUGCUUCGGCGACUAGCACAGUCUGAGGAGUCUAAAAAGCAGCAGAAUGCCAAAGGUCAGACACCGCUGCGUGAGGCUUACUCCAUGUCCUGUAUUGCUAAUGGAAGCUCGAGUGGCCGCAGGUCUCACAGAGACAGCUCGGCGGUGUCCGUUGCCAGAAAAGAAACGCUGUCCUCUGCAGCAAAGAGCGGUACAGAGAAGAAAAAAGACAAGCCUCUUCUGGAGGAGAUUAAGGAGAAGGAGGAGCCAUCACAGGCUAAUGAUAAACCCCCUUCAACACCGAGCACCCCACAGGCACCAUCCCCUUCCAGCAACCCCCCUUCCCCUCAUCCCCUCCAGCCCCAGAGAGCAACACCUGACAACAAGGGGCCCUCCCCAGCCAAAAGGGGACACAGUGCAAAGCGUGGUGGAGGAAUGGAGCGCUCCCAAAGCACCACAUGGGAAAGUGGAGAUGAGAACAGAAAUAAGCUGGUGAAAGCUGCUUCCACCUCCAAACUUUUAUCCAAAGUUGUGAAGAAUUCAGAGAAACACAGAGAUCCAGUCAUCAGCCAAGCCAAAAUGUCAACACGUGAAAAAAACAGUCAAGAGGGCGACUAUAUCAAAAUGUUCAUGCGAGGGCGACCCAUCACCAUGUUUAUCCCGUCUGAUGUAGAGAACUAUGAUGAUGUCCGGUGUGAGCUUCCACCAGAAAAGCUGAAACUGGAGUGGGUAUAUGGCUAUAGAGGACGAGACUGCAGGGCAAAUGUGUAUUUGCUUCCUACAGGGGAGAUUGUUUAUUUCAUCGCCUCAGUGGUUGUACUCUUCAACUAUGAGGAGAGGACGCAGCGGCACUACAUAGGACAUACGGACUGUGUGAAAUGUCUUGCUAUUCACCCAGAUAAGAUUCGCAUUGCCACGGGACAGAUCGCAGGAGUGGACAAGGAUGGCAGGCCGCUGCAGCCCCAUGUACGAGUGUGGGACUCCAUUUCUCUGCAGACUCUGCAGAUCAUUGGCUUAGGCACGUUUGAGAGAGGAGUGGGAUCUCUAGCGUUCUCUAAAGCAGACUCAGGAACUCACCUCAGUGUGAUUGAUGACUCUAAUGAACACAUGCUGACUGUAUGGGAUGUGCAGAAGAAGUCAAAAGUUGCUGAGAUUAAGACAACCAAUGAGGUGGUAUUGGCGGUUGAGUUUCACCCAACAGACCCCAACACCAUUGUCACCUGUGGAAAGUCGCACAUCUUUUUCUGGACAUGGAGUGGCAACUCCCUGGCUCGCAAGCAGGGCAUCUUUGGGAAAUACGAAAAGCCCAAAUUUGUGCAGUGUCUGGCCUUCCUUAAUAAUGGAGACAUCCUGACCGGAGAUUCGGGAGGCGUCCUGCUGAUCUGGACCCGCAGCACAGCGGAUCCACCUCCUGGGAAAGGACCCAAAGGAGCGUUUCAGAUCACUCGUCAGAUCAAGGCUCAUGAUGGCAGCGUGUUCACAUUGUGUCAGCUCAGGAAUGGCACCUUGCUGACCGGUGGAGGAAAAGACCACAAGAUCAUCCUAUGGGACCACAACCUCAAUCCAGAGAGAGAAAUAGAGGUUCCAGAUCAGUAUGGAACCAUUCGAGCUGUGGCUGAGGGGAAGGGUGAGCAGUUUCUGAUAGGUACUUCACGCAACUUUGUCCUGAGGGGCACUUUUAAUGACGGCUUUCAAGUGGAGGUGCAGGGACACACGGAUGAGCUGUGGGGUUUGGCAACACAUCCAUUUAAAGACCUGUUCCUCACCUGUGCCCAGGACAGGCAGGUAUGUCUGUGGAACUCAGCGGACCACUCGCUGGAAUGGACCAGACUGCUGGAUGAGCAUGGUCACUGUGCAGACUUCCACCCGAGCGGUGCUGUAGUGGCCAUUGGCACUCAUUCAGGGAAGUGGUAUGUUUUGGAUGCUGAGACUAGGGACCUGGUGGCCAUUCAUACAGACGGCAAUGAGCAGCUGUCUCUGAUGCGCUACACUGUUGAUGGCACACUGCUGGCAGUGGGAUCACAUGAUAACUUUAUUUACCUCUACACAGUGUCGGACAAAGGACGCAAAUACAGCAGAUAUGGGAAAUGCUCUGGACAUUCCAGCUACAUUACACAUCUUGACUGGUCCCCGGACAACAAGUUCAUUAUGUCCAACUCAGGAGACUAUGAAAUCCUUUACUGGGACAUUCCAAACGGCUGUAAGCUGAUUCGUAACCGCUCUGAGUGUAAGGACAUUGACUGGGCCACGUACACGUGUGUGCUGGGGUUCCAUGUCUUCGGAGUGUGGCCUGAGGGUUCAGAUGGCACUGACAUCAACGCUUUAAUCAGAUCUCACAACAGGAGGGUGAUUGCUCUGGCUGAUGACUUCUGCAAGGUUCACCUGUUCCAGUACCCCUGCUCCAAACCUAAGGCCCCGAGUCAUAAGUAUGGCGCCCACAGCAGUCACGUGACCAACGUUAGCUUCACGCACAGCGACAGUCACCUGGUGUCGACAGGUGGCAAGGACACCAGCAUCAUGCAGUGGCGCCUGAUGGGAAGCACUUCAACGUCGCGCACUCUGGCCCCAGUGCCCACUGUCCCAGCCGUACCCACCUCCUUGUCUAUCGACGGCAUGGGACCUGAUGCUAACACGCCUCCUCCCACGCCAACCGAGCUUCAGGAGCCCACCCCUAACGGACAGCAGGAAAACCCUGAAAGUCCACCCACCCCAGAGGAGCCCUCGGCUCCUUCCGACAGCACCGUGAGCAACAAGGACAGUCUGGAGCCUAGCGAUGACACGGCGACACCCAGCGAUGAAGGCAUGCCGUUCAACCCUCCCUCUUAAACCGGUGGUCGAGGUGGUUUGUCCUCGUCUCCAUCGUCAUAGCACAUGCACGGGGGCUCCAUAAAGUUUAAAUCUUUUCAGGUUCUUUCUAUGUUUUUUUUUCAUUAUGUGUUUGUACGUCGUGAGAGAGAACAGAUGCAAAAGUGAAUGAAGUAUCGUUAGCGUUGCCUGUGGAGUGUGUAUAUGAAAGUUUUUGGUAAUAGGGAAACGGACACUAGAACGUCUGGAUACACUGCACACAAACACUACGGCAACCGGGAUUCUGCAGACACCAAACGCAGGGGGCACAUACCAAGAAAACAGAAUCAUAACGAGGAUUUAAUUGACUGUUAAACCUUUUUUUUAAUGUAGAAUGAAAAUGAAUACGCCAGAAUAAUUAAAAAAACAAAACAAACUUUGUUGAAAUCAGUAAAACUGAAUGUCUCUUAUGAUUAAUAAUCACAUUAUUCACUCUUUUGUGAAUCACCGCUUUUUAAAACCUCUGUAUUUUUACCUGAGCCAUGAAGAUAGCUUAGAAAUGCCAGGCAGGAAACUCUGGCAAAUUGAACGGACACAAUUCAAUCACCAAUCACGUUGGAAUUGUUAUAAACAUGGCAAUGGGUUGAUUAUUGCCAUUUCGUUAAUUCAAGAAAAGUUAGGCAUGUUCUCAGCACAGUUACUUACACACACACACACACACACACACACACACACACACACACACACAGCAAUUCUUAGCUUCAUGCAUGUGGGUCACUACACACAGGUGUGUACUUUGACCUGCCUCCAGUUUUUUCACGGGCUGUACAUUGUUCUCAGGCAUCUUUCUCCACACUGCUACGUUUGUGAAGCUCAGCAGACCGUCCUGAAUGUCUUCAGCAUGAGGCGGCACUCAAACAACAGUUCCGGUUUUUCUCCAAUGGACUCAAACCUAACCUGUCCUGCACUGCUUUAGGUGCAUUUGCAGACUGUUCUCUAUUCAUUGGACUGUUUUUUUUAUUAUGAGAGACAACGAUUAAACAAGUCUUAAAUGUG
Messenger RNA from Trichomycterus rosablanca, 4272 nucleotides. RefSeq names its product echinoderm microtubule-associated protein-like 4 (gene eml4). NCBI's taxonomy places the organism in Eukaryota, Metazoa, Chordata, Actinopteri, Siluriformes, Trichomycteridae. The record is from RefSeq and is a predicted model, not a curated record. Gene Ontology annotation, biological process: microtubule cytoskeleton organization. The coding region runs from base 244 to 3258 and encodes 1004 amino acids. Gene Ontology annotation, molecular function: microtubule binding. Gene Ontology annotation, cellular component: mitotic spindle. The transcript has 24 exons.